Cololabis saira (Pacific saury) is the source of this 1510-nucleotide messenger RNA. RefSeq names its product upstream transcription factor 1 (gene usf1). Gene Ontology annotation, biological process: regulation of transcription by RNA polymerase II. Gene Ontology annotation, molecular function: RNA polymerase II cis-regulatory region sequence-specific DNA binding; protein dimerization activity; DNA-binding transcription factor activity, RNA polymerase II-specific. The record is from RefSeq and is a predicted model, not a curated record. NCBI's taxonomy places the organism in Eukaryota, Metazoa, Chordata, Actinopteri, Beloniformes, Belonidae. Bases 110 to 1009 code for a protein of 299 amino acids. The transcript has 11 exons.
CAGCAGUGAGAAGGAAACUGUUGACAAACAUCGGAGCAGCGGUGAACUGUCUCCACGGGCCGUGUCGGAGCGAGUGAAGGCGGGCUGUUGGUCCAGACCUGCGUCAGACAUGAAGAGCCAACAGAAGAGUCCAGAGCCCGACGGGACCGUCGCAGUCAACGAGGAAGGCUCCGUGGCGACGGCAGAAGACCCGGCUGCCAUCGCCACCAUCCAGUCUGCUGCCACCUUCACUGACCAGCCCAUCAAGUACCUGUUCAAGACCGAAGGAGCCGCGGGACAGGUGACGUACAGAGUCAUCCAGGUGGCAGACGGCCAGCUGGAGGGACAGACGGAUGGAUCUGCAGCCGUCAGCCUGGUCACCGGCUUCCCCGCCACCACGCAGGCCGUCACGCAGGCCGUCUUCUCCCAGUCCGAGGCUCUGGAGAGCGACGCCAGCACCGAGACCCAGUACACGUACUACCCGGCCACCAUCGCAGACGCCACCACCGGCACCAUGGUGACCACGGUGCAGGCGUCGGACACGCUGCUGGGCCAGACGACGCCUGCAGGACAGGUGUACGUCAUGAUGUCACCGCAAGAAGUCCUGGCGGGAUCCAAUCAGAGGACAAUCGCACCUCGCACUCAGCCCUACAUAGCGAAGCAAGAGGCUCCUCGGGCCUCCAGGGAUGAGAAACGGCGAGCCCAACACAAUGAAGUGGAGCGCCGGCGCCGAGACAAGAUUAACAACUGGAUCGUUCAGCUGUCCAAGGCCAUCCCAGAUUGUAACAUCGAUUACACCAAGACAGGACAGAGUAAAGGUGGGAUCUUAUCUAAAGCCUGCGAGUACAUCAAGGAGCUCCGGCAGAGCAACAGCAAGCUGGGGGAGGAGAUCGGUGUUCUGGACCGUCUGCGGGUCGACAACCAGCUGCUCCGACAAGAGGUGGAGGACUGGAAGUCCAAGAACCAGAUCCUGAGGAACCUUCUGCGGCAGCACGGCAUCGUGGGAUCGUCCAGCACAGACUCCCAGUGAGGACGGGCUUCAGGAAAACGACCUCAUCCGGGCCAAAACUGAACUUGCAAUGCUUUCAGAUACUUUUCUUGUCAUGGAGUUUGCAUGAAACAGGAAAGGGGGUCAUUGAAUGUUGUCAUGACAUCCACAUCCAGCCUCCUCAGCUCUGUGGGAGAUUGAUUUUGAAGCUUUUUAAUGCCAUUCCAUCCCCUUGUAUUUACAGUCCAGUCAUUUAAGAGAACGGGAGAGAUGGGAAAGCCUUCCAGCACAAACGUGAUUGUUCUCAGCUCUGAGCACCACCGCUUCUCCAGUCUCACUUUUAACUUUGUAAUCACAUGUUUGCAUCUUUUAUCAGUGUCUCAGACCAGUUGAUAUCUAGUUUAUCAUCCAUCUGGCUCUUUUGUUUUAUAUUUUUGUAUGUUUGCUGGCGCCUCGCUGGGACGGUGUUCCCGAAGACGGGGUGAGGGGGAAAAGUGUUGGGUCAACAGUCUUUAUUAAAAAUACAUCCAGUCAUUUACAGAA